Mercenaria mercenaria is the source of this 1115-nucleotide messenger RNA. RefSeq names its product uracil-DNA glycosylase-like. Gene Ontology annotation, biological process: base-excision repair, AP site formation via deaminated base removal; base-excision repair. Gene Ontology annotation, molecular function: uracil DNA N-glycosylase activity. Bases 181 to 930 code for a protein of 249 amino acids. Lineage: Eukaryota; Metazoa; Mollusca; Bivalvia; Venerida; Veneridae. Gene Ontology annotation, cellular component: nucleus; mitochondrion. The record is from RefSeq and is a predicted model, not a curated record. The transcript has 5 exons.
AUAGAGAACAUAUCAAUCGUUUAAAAUUAAUAAAUUAUUGUACAAUUUAUUUGACCUGUCAAAACUUGUUCCCAGCUUUCAUUAUAUUAUGUUCACGAUAAUAUAAGAGGUCAAUUAAAUAGUAUAAUACGUAUGUAGGACUGUUAACACCAAAUAGGAAGUGUAGGUUAUUAAAUUGAAAUGUGUGCGGCAAUGAGUUCUACGACACCAUGCAAACCAACGUUAAAGUCAUUUUUCCCACAAUAUUGGGAAUGGCCUUUGAACGAUGUAGAAAGUAAAAAGCUAGAGGAUUUUUUCUGGCAAGAAUACGAAUGCCAGGACAAUGUGAUACUCCCGGAGUUAAAGCAAAUAUUUGCUGCAUUUCAUCUCACACCGCUAGCAUCGGUCAAAGUUGUUAUUCUCGGACAGGAUCCAUAUUGCACUCCGUACUCUGUUCCUGAUACUUCCGGAAAUACAAUAUGUAUUCCAAAAGCUACAGGACUUGCAUUCUCUGUUCCACCUACUAUACUGAUUGAUAAGAUUCCUAGGUCGCUGAGAAACAUAUUCAAGGAAGUGGCAAACAAUGGCUUCUCACACCCUAGCAGCGGUUGCUUGGAAGGUUGGGCUAGACAGGGAGUAUUGUUGCUGAAUUCGGCACUCACUGUGCGACAAGGGGUGCAAAAUUCCCAUGCACAGGCUUGGAAGACAUAUACUGACAACAUCAUCAAAAUGGUUAGUGCCACGAAUAGCCAUGUCGUCUUCAUGUUAUGGGGAAACUUUGCGAAAAAAAAAGGACCUUUGAUCGAGCAGGCCAAUUCAAGGCACACGAUACUAGUGGCAGGACAUCCAUCGCCGCUUUCUGAGAGAUAUUUCACGGGCUGUAGACAUUUUGCACAAUGUAAUAUCGCAUUAAGCCUGCACGGCCAGGAUCCUAUUAACUGGUCAGUUUAAAAUGAAACUUUAAAAGCAAAGAUCGACCUACUUGCUUGAAACAGUUUUGAGAGAAAAGACAUGCAAACCUUUCACUUUUACAGUUAGACUUUCAUCACAAACAUUUUAAUCGGCUGCAUUAAUUGAGGCCCCAAUGUAUUCUAAUAUAACUAAAAUAAUAAGCAUCUGAAAAAUUGGGAAUAAGA